This is a messenger RNA of Bacidia gigantensis, 1452 nucleotides long. RefSeq lists its product as uncharacterized. Bases 1 to 1452 code for a protein of 483 amino acids. The transcript is spliced from 4 exons. Lineage: Eukaryota; Fungi; Ascomycota; Lecanoromycetes; Lecanorales; Ramalinaceae. The record is from RefSeq and is a predicted model, not a curated record.
AUGGCGACCAAAGAUAGUAUGCAAACAUCAGCUGGCUCAUGGGCACUUCUAGGUAGCCUAGUGUCAGAAGAUGCACAUAUCGUUUCUCUCCUAAGAAAGGCUGGCGCGGUCAUUAUCGGACACUCGAACAUGAGCGAAUGGGCCUCAGUCAGAUCUAAAAGCUAUUCUACGGGCUAUUCGCCUCGAGGUGGUCAAACGCGUAAUCCGUACGAUCUCUCAAGUAGUCCCUUUGGGUCAAGUUCGGGCUCAGCGGUUGCAGUCUCUACGAACAUUGUUCCAAUCUCGUUUGGCACAGAGACUGACACUUCCAUUAUUGGUCCUGCUUCGAUCAACGGUGUCGUUGGCAUUAAGCCGACUGUCGGCCUUACUUCAAGGCAUGGAAUUAUCCCGAUUAGCAAGAAUUUUGACACCGUCGGAACCUUCGGCAGGACGGUAGCUGACGCAGUACACGGGUUAACUGCAAUUGCUUCAAAGGACUCAAGAGAAAUUCCUUCUGAAUUUGCGGCAACAAUCGAGGAGGGUGGCUUUAGCGCUUCUCUCUCAACACAAACGGCGCUUCGAGGCGCCCAAUUUGGUUUACCACAAAAGCGAUGUUGGCAACUCGUACCACAAGGCUGCAAACACGUUGCACAAACUUUAUUCAAGGCCAUCGAAAAGGCUGGCGCUACUAUUGUGGAUGUUGAUUUUCCUUGCGCCGAGGAGAGGAUCUCCUCUGACGGCAGCUGGAAUUGGCAAGUCAUUAUACUCGAGCCUGACCAAAGUAGGGAGCACGGGGAGGAGGCGAAAUCCGAGUACACUGUCGUCAAAGCUGACGCAUACAAUGGUAUCAAUGAGUAUCUCUCUAACUUGAAAAGUAGCCAGAUCAGAUCUGUGGAAGAUAUCAUUGCAUUCAAUGAGCAAAAUACGGGCACAGGGGGUGCAUUUCCAGGUGAUCAUCCGGCUUUCCCAACAGGCCAGAUGCUAUUCUUUUUGAACGUUUCUCAGGAUAAUCUCCACGAGAUUGCCCAAACGAAAGGAUCAGAGGAUGACACAUAUCACGCUGCCCUCAAGCAUGUCCAAUCGCAAACACGUGAAAAUGGAAUUGACGCAGCUCUGAGACACAAGAACGAUGAUGGAACCGUCCUUGAACUCGACGCACUAUUGCUAUGCGAUCGCAAAGGUGCUGGGCAGCAGCUUGCUGCCCAAGCAGGUGGGUCAAGUUCCAACCUCUCAUCAACCCCUGGCUUACCGGAACGAGGUUACCCGAUCAUAUGUAUUCCCAUAGGCGUAGACACUGCCGGCCUGCCAGUCAGCCUGUCACUUCAACAUACAGCCUGGAAGGGAGCAACCCUCAUCAAAUGGGCGAGCGCGAUUGAAGAUCUAGUACAGCAUGUGUUCGGCGGGCGGCCGCAGCCUACUUACAAAAACUGCCACUCAAAGAACAUCCCAAUCAACAAACCGCCUACAGACUGA